CUCACUCCUUUCGGUUUGUCCGGACGAAUUUCCCGCGCCUCGUCUCCACUUUUCCCGCUCAGUAAACCCUAAUCCAAGAUGGGUCAGAAGCAACAAGCCUCUGCUGAUCCAGGUGCCGAGAUUAAGAAGAAGCGUCGCGUCGGAUUCUCCAAGAUCGAUACUGGUGUUGACGCGAAAGAAUGCAUCAAAAUCUAUCUUGUUUGUACAAAAGAGGAAGUGGGAAGUACAGAUAGUCUUUCUAUUGACCCAGUUGACUUGAACAGUUUCUUUGAUGAAGAUGGAAAGAUAUAUGGUUACCAAGGUUUGAAGAUUACAGUGUGGUUCAGUAUUGUCUCAUUUCAGUCCUAUGCCGAUAUUGUUUUCCAGAGUACAGCAGACGGUGGUAAGGGAAUUACAGAUCUGAAGUCUGUUCUUCAGAAUAUAUUUGCCGAGACUCUUGUGGACAACAAAGAUGACUUCCUUCAAACUUUUUCAAAGGAUGUCAAUUAUAUUGGAUCUCUUUCCGCAGAUGGAGAAGUAUUGCAUCCUAAAGCUUCCAAUGGGCAGUUUAACGAUUCUAAUCAUCAUUUACAUUCUGCCAAUUCUAAUUUGGAGGUCAUUCGAUUGCCUAUGGACAAUAUGGCUGGAAGAAACCUCUAUAGUCGCUUGGUACCUCUUGCUCUUCUUCUUAUUGAUGGCAGCAGCCCUAUCGAUGUUUCUGAUUCAAGAUGGGAGUUGUAUGUCCUUAUUCAGAAGAAAAAUAGUCAGCUGGGGCACACUCAUUCCACACUGCUUGGAUUUGCUGCCCUUUAUCGCUUCUACCAUUAUCCUGAUAGUUCUCGCUUGCGUCUCAGUCAGAUACUGGUACUCCCUCCUUACCAGCGUAAGGGUUUUGGGCGUUUCCUUUUAGAGGUGCUGAAUAAUGUUGCAGUAUCAGAAAAUGUUUACGACUUUACAAUGGAAGAGCCAUUAAAUCAGCUACUGCAGUUGCGAACUUGCAUCGACAUUAAACGCUUGCAGGGAUUCGAACCCAUCCAAGAAGCUGUUAAUUCUGCUGUUUCUCUAUUUAAACUAGGAAGACUAUCAAAGAAAGUGUCCUCCCCUCGGCUUUUACCCCCAUCCAAUGCCAUUGAAGCUGUUAGGAAAAGUUUGAAAAUUACGAAGGAACAGCUUUUACACUGUUGGGAGAUACUAGUCUUUUUAGGUCUCGAACCUGACAAGCACAUGGAAGAUUUCGUUGUUGCAGUUUGGAGUAGAAUGCGAGAUGAUUUAAUUGGCGAAAGCUCCGAUGCUGAAGGGAAGCAGGUGGUUGAUGUUCCUACAGAUUAUGAUCAAGAGAUGUCAUUUGUGAUGUUCAGAUCAACAAGCAAUGCGACUGGCGUCGAUACUGAUGAAUCUCGGGCUAAUCAAGAGGAACAGCUCCAGAAGCUAGUAGAUGACAGAGUGAAAGAAAUCAAAUUGAUUGCACAGAAAGUAUCUGCAGAUUAAAUCCCAAGCAUUUUGAGUCCUCUAAUCCAAAAUCUGUUCUGAACCUGAAGCUGUGGCUGUGGCGUAUUUAUUAUUCGUCCCUGAUUAGUUGGAAAUGGAAAGAUUACCAGGACUUCCCCAGGAUCAUCUAGGGAAGUUUCCUAUAACUUGCUGAGUUCGUCUGGUACCUUAAAUCCUGUCUACUUUAAAGUAAGUAUCACAAUUCCUUGUAACAUAUAAACGAGUGUAUUCGUAGCUGUAGGAAAAAGGCCGCAGAAAAGUAGUCUGUAUUAGGAACUUAGGCCGCAGAAAAGUAGUCUGUAUUAGGAACUUAGGAUAUGUGCUUUUUUUUUUUUUAUAUUUUAUUGAAUUAGAAUCUAAAUGGAUAGAGCCUUUUUGCCCCUAA
Molecule: messenger RNA, 1852 nt
Organism: Momordica charantia (bitter melon)
Lineage: Eukaryota; Viridiplantae; Streptophyta; Magnoliopsida; Cucurbitales; Cucurbitaceae
Gene: HAG2
Product: histone acetyltransferase of the GNAT family 2
Biological process (GO): subtelomeric heterochromatin formation
Cellular component (GO): nucleus
Molecular function (GO): histone acetyltransferase activity
Source: RefSeq, a predicted model, not a curated record